CGAAAUUAUCCGGACCAUUCGACAUUUUCCUUAAGGCCUGAAUUCAUAAUAUAUCUUAUGACGGGGUGAUCGCUCUCGAAGAGCACGAAUCCUAAUCUGUUGUGCAAAUAACUUAUUAAUGUAAUAAACCCCCGUUAUGAAGAAGUAUAUACAGCGAUGACGGUAAUUACAGCCCGAAUGAACGCAUUUGACCAGAACUUUUCCAUUUGCAAUAAAUAUCAAGCACUAAAGCUUCCUGGAUUUUGUUUUAUGUAUUCACCAUCGUAUUUUUGGUAUCAGUUCUACAGUAUUUCUAUCUAUUCCUUGAAAAGGCUUCAUCAAAAUCCGACAUAUUCGGCAUGAGGUAAUCUCGGUGCUUACCGGGGAAUUGCGGUGGUUUCGGUAUGAUGAUCGACUACUAUGGCGGGAAUCAAAUACGUUAACAAUUCAAGCAAUGUUUAACGAACUGAUCGCUCAUGUCACCAAGCGUUGCAGAUCUUCAAAAUGAAGCUGUCUCAAAAGCCAAAAAAUUUAAGGUGAAAUAAGCCACUGGAUCAUUUUAUAUUGCACAAUGGUUGUGGUACCAAAUAAGAAGAAAGUUAGUGGGGAGCCAGGACAUGCUGUGUCACUUGACAGUCCCAGUGUCUUUAACAACUUUCAUGAUGUUUCUCCUCAAGACAUCUUAAAGAACCUUGAGGUUGAAAGAGAUCAUGCACUGAGUGUGAUCUCUCCUUUAGUUGGAAGACCAAAUUUUGAAAGUACAACAUUGUUGGUUAACUCCCUAUCAGAUCACUUCUCUGAAGCAUGUUUAGAAAAUGGACGCCGCAGGGGAAAGUCAAAUGAUGAUGCUCAUCACAGAAAGCUUAAAAAUAUUGUCUAUACCAAUUUAUUGUCAUAUCGAAAAGAAUAUUUUGUUGGGGCUGUAGAUCAACUAUCAAAUAUCAAAGCCAAUGAAGUUGAAAAUUUGAUAUGGAUGACUCAUAUCUUUGUUCUGCAACGCAGAUUUGAUGAUGCCAACUCUCUCAAUAAGUGUUUGGACACUUUGAAAAAGGAUGGAUACCUGGAGACUGGCAGUGAUAUGCGUCAGGUGCUCAAAUUUCUGGUAGCACUGAAGGGGUGUGGAGGUAAACAGGAAAAUGUCCAUCUUCCUGCAAAGAUAAUGCCACGAGUUAUAACACCAACAGUGGAUCUCCCAAGAUUUUUACCUAAGGGUCCUUUGAACUAUGGUGAUACGUAUGAGUAUUCAGCACAACACCGGUUUCACUUCACUAAUUUUACGGCAGAUGUUUUCAAGAUUUCAUCUGAAGAAGCACAAGGUUGCAGAGAUGAUGCAUCAUUACCCAUCUCAAAGGAUCUGUUAGGUUUAACAACUGCUCCACCUGGCACUGGCAUAAAUCCAAUGAUCUUCCCCAAAGAUGAAUCAGAAUCAGCUGGAAAGUAAGAACACUGUUUAAUA
Macrobrachium nipponense is the source of this 1435-nucleotide messenger RNA. RefSeq lists its product as uncharacterized. The coding region runs from base 551 to 1420 and encodes 289 amino acids. The transcript is spliced from 5 exons. The record is from RefSeq and is a predicted model, not a curated record. Lineage: Eukaryota; Metazoa; Arthropoda; Malacostraca; Decapoda; Palaemonidae.